UCGGAAGAUUUCAUUCUUCAUUCCCUAGCAAAUAAACCUAUAUAAAUAUUCUUCCGUGCCACGGGAUGUAUUCUUACAUAUAAACCCAUUGGCGCAUGAGGCGGUGGAACCAACCAACCACACACACACAAAUCCUAAUCGCUGCAACCUAUUCACUCGAAAGGUCGUGUCAGGAGGGGCAACAGGAAGACAGCGCCCAAAGCAUCAGCAAAGCCUCGAUCGAACAGGGCUAUUCUUCCCAUCUUCCAAGUAAUCCUUCAACUCCCCCCAACCCCCACCAACAAAAAACAACUUCUUUUCUUAUUAUUUUAUCAAUUUUUUUACAACCUACGAAUCUAAUCACAACACAUAUUCACUUGUCUACGAAAAACAGACACAAUUUACCCUUACUUUUUGGCAAUAACAACAGGGUAGCUAGAACAAAAUGCCUGAAAGAGUUGUUCGCAGCUCUUAUCAUGACCGAGAGGUCGACUACUAUUCCUCCGAUGAAGACCGGUCUUCCUAUGGUCGGUCCAAAGCAAAUGGUAGCACUUAUCGCACUGUCCAACGCUAUCGAGUCGCACCAAGUCGAGGUGAGGAAGUAGAUGAUACUCGAUCCGUUCGUUCUUCUCAUCGAGAGUACGAAAAUCGACAAGGAGAUCGAAUCGAAGUGGAUCGUCGAGUCGAAAUUGAUCGCGAACGUGAACGAUAUGAUCCAGAGCCACGACGAACCGAGCGCAUCGAGGUGGACAGAAGAGUUGAGGUUGAUCGCGAGCGAUAUGAACCCGAAAGACCCCGAUCAUCUAUCGAUUAUGACCGAGCUGUCGAAUACCAGAGAACUACCGUUGAGCGAGCCAGAGAACCCGAGCGUGAACGAGACCGCACUAGAACAGUAGUUUAUGAGCGGGAGCGGGAACGUAGUGGUAGCCCCUUGCCUUGGGAACGGCACCGCAAUGAUAGACCAUGGGAAACGGAACGAGAUGUCCGGGAAACCCGCGAGACCGAUGUUACAGUCGAGAAAACAAUAGCUCGACGUCAUAAUGAACCAUAUGAACUCGAAAGAUACUCGCGAGAAACAGAAUACUAUGAUAUACCUGAACCUACCCCGCCACCAAUUAUCAUUCGUCAAAGAGCCCCGGAACCUCAACAAAUUAUUGUUCAAGAAGCGCCAAGCCCCGCCCCAAUUAUUAUACCACAACCUGCAUCAGAACAACAACGUAUUGAGGUUAUUGAAAGAAAGACGGAAGUGCAACAGGAAAUUGUUCCACGACCAGACCCACGCAGGGAAGAAGAUGAAUACUAUUAUCGCAGAGAUGUUCGUGAGAUCAGUGGAAGAAGAGACAAUGAAAUGGCUGCUUAUGAUCGCCGAGAUAGUCGUUACGAUGAUGGAUACGAAAGUGAAGACUAUGUCGUACGAAAGAAGGUUGUCAAAAGAGAAGCGCGCAGCCGUAGUCAUAGUCCUCAUCAUAGAAGACAUUUGGCCGAAGGUGCUCUAGCUGGGGCUGGUGCAGCUGCUUUGUUAGCCAACCAUAGGGAAAAGCAAGGAGUUGAAACAGCUCGUGGCAGAUCAGUCAUUGGUGGGGCUGCUUUGGGUGCGAUCGGUGCUGAAGUAGUUACAAGAGCACGCAGCCGAUAUCGCGAUAGUCGAGAAGAUCGAAGUAGAUCAAGAUCAAGCAGUCCACAUGGUCAUCAUAAAUUGAAGACUGCCCUUGGUCUUGCUGCUGCUGCGAUUGCCGCUGGAGCUGCUGUUAAGUAUGCCCAAAAUCGAUCUGCAAACAAGGAAGAGCUAGUUCGUGGUCGAAGCCGACAAAGAAGUAUGUCUCAUGGUCGACGAUAUUCUGAUGGGGAUGAAUAUUGGUCCGACGAGGUGUACGAAAAGCGUACUAUACGAACACGGACGGGAAGCAGGAGCAGGAGUAGGAGCAAGAGCGUACAUGCUGAUCCAGCACACCGUAAGAAGUCUAUGGCAAAGGCUGGGGCUGGAGCUGCUAUAGCCGUUGGUGUUGCUGAGCACUUCCGAAACAAAUCUCGCAAACGUAGUGGGCAAAGAUCUCAGUCACGAGUACGAACUGCUGCGGAAAUUGCUGGAUCGGGUCUAGCAGGUGCUGCGGUAGCCGGAUUAUACGAGAAUAGAAAAGCUAAGAAGGCAGCUGGCGAAGAUGAGGAGGUUGUGAGACGAGAGAGAGUGAGGAGUAGAACUAGGAGCAGAACUAGAAGCAGGUCGAGAGCCAGAUCUACUGGAGUAUAUUCUGAUCCAGGUGUUGACCCAGAAUUAGGCAUGGUUCAGUACGGUACUGAACCCGUACACACGCACCAGCAGCCGGCACCAUACGAUCGAGCCAACGAACACGAUUCAGCUGUCGCGGCGGCCGCAGCUGGAGCUGCUUACGGUGCUUCCAGACGUAGUCGAAGUCGAUCCCGUCAACGAAAACGAGACUCAUCGAGCGACGAUGAAAAACGACCACGAUCGCGAAGUAGAAGCCGGAGCAGAGUCAGAGAUCUAGCUGCUGGUGCGUUGGGUACGGGUGCGGCCGCUAUUGGGAUCGAUCAAUACAGAAAAAGAAAAGAGAAGAAGGAAAAGAAAGAGAAAGAGAGAGAGAAAAAGGACGCAGAAAAGCAUGAGCGUGAGCGCGAACGAAGACGUGAGGACCCCCAGCACUCAAGAUCAAGUUCCCGGUCGGUAUCACCGUCGGCAAUAAGAUCGUCUUUAUCCAAAAGAUUUUCGAAUCUCAUUCCUAAAACCCCUCAAUGAUUAUGUAUUUUCAUUUUCAUUUUCAUUUUCAUUUUCAUGUCUCUAGGUACUUCAAAUAUUUGUCAAAAUCAUUUGUUCGAGUGGCUCGACAUCAUGUAUCUCUUUCUUUCAUACUAACAUACAUUUUUUAAUCAGGCUAUGAAGACGAAGCAUCACCUGAAAGUUACUACACAAAUUUCCGUGAUGAUACAUACUCUCCUUCGCCGCCUCACGCUUCCGGUGGUUCAUACUAUCCUGACAACAAUCAAUUUCCACCGCCUCCUACCUCAGCCCCACAGGGUUUUACCCGUCAUGGAAAUCAAUCUACACCUUUUGUUAAUGAAAUACCUCCUAUUCCUCCUUACAAUCCUCAAGAUUAUGCAGGUCGACGUCCUAGUACUCAUGAACCUCAUGCCAAUUACCCACCUUACCCACCUUCAUCCAGAAUUCCUGGUGACAAUGUGAGUACUUAUCAAUCUUCGAACUCUGAACCUCUUAUGACAGUACCUCCCCACACAAGAGAUGAAUCUUAUUUCCCUAUUCAUGAAACCUCUCCACCUAAAACUGAUCAUGUUUACGACCGGGAGGGUGCGUCUUGCUUCUAAUAUCUCUUUCCUUCCGUACAGCAUAUGCUCGUAAAUUCAUCGAUGUACUAAUAUAUAUGCCUCAACAGAUCGUCUAAACAACUCAACGCCUACACCGCCCGUGACCCCAAUUGACGCUAACCCUUCCAACAAAUCCGUCAUGUUCGCCCCUCUAUCCCCUACCUCUUCCCGUCGCUUAGAACGUAUCCGCAAUUCUAAAGCAGAUCCAUCGACCUCCACUGUCAAUACUUAUGAGCAACCGAACCCAUCUUCUGACCGUCGUUAUCGCAGGAGAAGAAGGAACAACUCAGAUCCUUCGUCUGAUCGUCCUUCAAGGCCCCGUAAACAUCCAAAGCAUAGGAGUGGAAAAAGUAGUGAUCAAAGUGCUAGUGAGAAGAGUGAGGCAAGCGAUGAGGAUGUUGAAGUGCUACCGGAAAGGUAUGAUAGAGAAGGGAAAGCUUUAGAUAGGGAUGCUAGUAGAGAGAGGGAUAUAGCGAAAGAAUUUGGUGGUGGAAAUGAAAUUGUUGAGAGGGUUGUGAGGGGUGUUGGUGAAGUUGUUGCGGGUAAACAAUCGUGGGGAGAUUUAUUGAUGGGGUUUGUUAAGGAGGGAGGAUUAGCUGGUGGUUCGGCUACGGAUUUAUCGGCUGAUGAGAGGGAAAGGGAGAGGGGCAAAUCUAGGGAUCGGGGAAGGAAGGACAAGAGGAGUAGGAGUAGAGGGGGAGAAAGGGAUUAUUAGUAUCUCCUGGGUACAUACACGGGUUGGAUCUCGGAGUUGUGAUUUCUUUUCAUAUUUUUUUUUAUCUUUUUCUUUUUUGAUCUUUUCAUUCCCCCGAGAUGAAUGAUAUGGCUAAUGAUUUUACGGCCGAGAAAAUACCAUACAUACCAUCAAUAU
This is a messenger RNA of Sclerotinia trifoliorum, 4186 nucleotides long. The record is from the annotation of a GenBank genome assembly. NCBI's taxonomy places the organism in Eukaryota, Fungi, Ascomycota, Leotiomycetes, Helotiales, Sclerotiniaceae.